Molecule: messenger RNA, 2481 nt
Organism: Babesia ovata
Lineage: Eukaryota; Apicomplexa; Aconoidasida; Piroplasmida; Babesiidae
Product: Extracellular matrix-binding ebh, putative
Exons: 2
Coding region: 1-2481 (826 amino acids)
Source: RefSeq, a predicted model, not a curated record
AUGUACGUUGUGGUAUCCCUGGUGAUAAGUCGUAUAAAGUUCAUCGGAGGCGGCUUGGCGCUUGUACCGUUUAACGCUAAAACAUGCGUUUCAUCGCCGUGCAGAAUGGAGGCCUAUGGCCUGUCAAAGGAGCUGUUGGAAAGGUGGAGGGGGUGUCCAUGUGGUAUUCGCGAGCAGAACUGUGGUUCGGAUUGCCUGACAUGUGAAAUUCUGAGGGAAAGCGCAGGUACUUGGAUCACCGAGGCGGAGAAGAUCCGUAAGGCCGCCGAGGAUAAGGCUAGGGAAGCAUAUGACAAGUUGAAGGUUAAUGCUGAAUUGAGCAAGAAUGUUGAGAAAAUUGUUAACGCCAAUAAGACAAUUAAAGAAGUUAAUAAGAGCCUUGAAACUGUACAUAGCAUUUUGGAAACGUGGAAGGGUCAGGCCAGCAGUGUGCUUCAAGGGGCGAUUGACAGGGCCAAUGAGGUACAUGAUGCUUUGGAAAUGGAUACUGGCUCAGGGUAUUUGAAGACACAAAUUGGUAAUAUUAGCUCAGCUAGAGAACAAAUUGAAUCUGCAAACUCACAACUUGCCACCGAAGUUGCCAACUUAGGCAAGUGGAAGACUGCCGCCCAGGGUGUUAUUACCAAGGCGGAGGGGAAGUGUGACAAAAUUUUGGAGAAAGUUAAAACAGAUAAAGGUUCUCCAGGUCCGAUUUAUGAGAAUGCUCAAACUUUAGAAAGUCAGGGUAAAAAGCUUUUGACUGCGGCGACUGAGGCCAAAGAUGAAGUUGGCAAGAAAGUCGGUGACGCACUGAAAGCUGUUGUGGAGAUGGACAAAUCUCUCAAGAAGGAUUUGAAGGAAGUUAAAGAUAAGAUUAAAUUGGGGAUAGGGAGUGUGAUUAAGAAGUUGGAAGUUGAUAAGUUGGAUGAUAAAGUGAAGAGUGAUUUGCAGAGUUUGAGGGAGAAGAUUAUGAAUCUCAACCAGAAUGAUAAGCUUGUUACGGAUAAGUUGGAGGCACUUAAAACGCAGAAAGAUGCACUUGAUAAAAUUGCUGGUGAGGAUGGGUCAAUUAAGAACCAAACGGAUAAACUUGUUGACAACUUUAACAAAGAAAUCAAGACUCCGCUUGACGGUAAAGUCCAAGCAGUUAACCAGGCGAUUGGGACGCUUGGCGAGAAGUUUGGUCUGCCUGAGGGAAAGAAAGAUAAGCUUGCACAAAUUUUCGGGCAUAUUAAAGAACAAGUUGGGGAGAUUAAGGGGGAGGCGGGAACAUGGAAUAGUUCUAAACGUAUGAAUGAAGGCUCGGGUCUUCUGGGUAUUUUUAGUAGACUGCAGAAUUAUGCUAAGGUUAUUGGCGAAAAUGUGGUUAAGACUAGUGGAGGAACUGUGAGCGGCUGGGUUGAAAAGAUUCUGAAUGGGAAUGUGUUGGUUGGUGGAUGGAUUGAUGAGUAUGUUAGUCAUAACAAUAACAAAUUUCAAGAUAGUACAGUGACUGCCGAAAAUCAAAAGAUCCAGAAAGUGAAAACCGUCAUACAGAAUAAGAUUCAAGAACGUAUUAGAAUCGUUAAACCGAAACCAACGGGUACGAAAGAUGUUGGUGAAACUUUGAAGGAGAUUCAGGCGUUUCAUAAUGCCGUCUCUCAAACGAUUAAGGCAGAGCUCGCCCCGGAUAAGGCCGACGAGAUUGCAGGGAAGGUUAAGAGUGAUGUGUAUUAUGCGGGGGGAGGCAACAAAAUUGAACAUCUCCAAGGCGCAAUCAAGUCCACCCUCGCACAGCUGCCUGUGCUGGUCAAAAAUUCGGGAGACGAAAUAAACACAUUCGCCGACAGCAACGCCGCACUUGCCAAGUUGGACGGCAUUCUUAAACAAGCCACCACGCUUCACGGCCAGCUUAAAGCGGCGACUAACCCUGACCCUCCCACCGCCACACAAAGCCCCGCCGAAGCCGUGGACAAUACGUUGAAGGUGGUGAGGGAUUUCGUGGAAGGAAACAAGCUUAGUCAGAACUUUAAAGAUAAAGUGACGGAUGAACUUAGCAAAGCAUUUACUGCACUUCCCGAAGCCGUUCGCGAUUUCGACAAGCAAGCUCAAAACCAGAUCAAGGAGGCCGCCAAGACGGCGAUUGAGAAGGCGGCUGGGGAGAUUGAGAUGGACAAUAGUAAUCAACAAGUUAACUUGAAGACAACGGUGCCGCAAUUUGAUACUCACUUCACUACGAUUAAAGAUCCCGAACAUGGUCUCCAAAAGCAACUUGAACAGCAAGUUGAUGAGCACAUUGGGGGGGAUGAUCCGGCAGGUGGUAAGGGUGCUAAAGUAGAGAAAGUCAUCAUCGAUAAAACACAAUUCAAUAAUUACGAUAAUCACGUCAAACAAAUGUCAGCAGGCCUUAAGGCCGGUAAGCUAGAAGGCAUUAAAGACGAAGGCCAACUUCCACUGGCGAUCGGGAACAUCAAGAAUCAUGGUCUGAAAGAGCUUGAAAAUGCUUUAGGUGACAGUGAAUGA